AUGGUGGCAAGUUACAAACAUGCUAUUAUGGUUAAAGAAGUAACGUGGGAGAAACCUCAACAACCAUUCCUCAAGCUCAACACUGAUGGGAGUGCCCUUCACAACCCCGGGAAAAUUGGAGGAGGAGGAAUAGUAAGAGACUAUCAAGGUAAUAUGAUAUAUGCAUAUACUAUUCCUUUGGGUAUUGGUACCAACAACCAAGCGGAAAUUCAAGCAAAAAAUACACUUGGAAGUGGAUUUAGAAUUGGUCAUUCAUUGGCUUUCGAAUCAAACCAACUACCCAUGGAACCUACAGCCAUACAUCCUGGAAAUCCACAGAAUAGUGCAUCAGUUGGAAAGAUUCAGAUUACUCAUGUCUACAGGGAGGCAAACAACACGGCUGAUCGGCUAUCAAUAUAUAGUCACAACACAGACAUUGUUCAACACUUUUACAUCAAGGAUCAAUUACCUACUCUUGCGAGAGGAAGCUUCAUUCUAGAAAAACUUGGCAUGGCUAAUUUCAGGAGAAAGAAAUUGAAAAGAAUCAAGAAACCUCCAUGA
Solanum pennellii is the source of this 540-nucleotide messenger RNA. RefSeq lists its product as uncharacterized. The transcript has 2 exons. The coding region runs from base 1 to 540 and encodes 179 amino acids. NCBI's taxonomy places the organism in Eukaryota, Viridiplantae, Streptophyta, Magnoliopsida, Solanales, Solanaceae. The record is from RefSeq and is a predicted model, not a curated record. Gene Ontology annotation, molecular function: nucleic acid binding.